UGCACUGGUUAAGUCUCUAUGUUGUAAGCUUCCAUGCAAUUAAAUUUGGGAAAGUUAUUGGAUAAAAACUAGUCUCUAAGUGGAAAUACGUAUCUGUUUGGAGACAUAUGGUGUGGCUGCAACAUACGGAGCUCUGAUUUUUGUGUCUCUGAAAGGAAUACAUCUUGUGCCUGGCAGACCUGUGGAGAAUACCAGACUGCAAAGAUGAAAGUGAAAUGGACAAAGUUAGGCAUGGUCUUCUUUCUACUUCUCUCCCUUGUUAUGACGGGCUGUUUCAUUUGGCAGUACAGACUUCCCAAAAUGAAACCAGUGGAUGAAACAGCAGCAGAAAAAAUUAAAGAAGAGAAGAUGUGCCCACGGUAUCCUGAGCCUGUGCCUUUGGAACACCCAAUACCUGUCAUCAUGGAGGCUUUGGAAAAGGUGGAUGUGCUUUUGAGAACCAGCAUUGAUGCCACAAGACUGCCAGCCAUGUCUGCAAUUGUUAUAUUUAAUGACUCCAUAUUGUGGAAUGGUAACUUUGGCAGAAGGAAUGGAAGUGACCCCAUAUCUCCGCCACCAAAUGAGUACACAGUUUACAGAAUCGCAAGCCUUUCUAAAAUCUUCCCCACACUGAUGUUGUAUAAACUUUGGGAGGAUGGAAAAGUGGAUUCCCUGGAUGACCCUCUGGGAAAGUACGAGAAGAAUUUUACCAUAAAAAACCCUUUUGGGAAAAGAAGGGAUAAUCAACUCAAGUCGAUCUAUAAUGGCAUUUUGUUCAACGGAAGAGUGGCUCAAGUCCAAACCUCCUCCAUCACCCUGAGAAGGAUGGCAAGUCAGCUGUCAGGUUUACCAAGGCGACUCAGGGCAACUACGUUACUCUGGAAAGGUAGUACUCAGUCUGCUGUUGAUUUAUUACAAGAUGACGUUCUUGUGGCUGACCCUGGAACAAAAUGCCACUACAGCAACUUGGCCUUCUCCCUGUUGGCCCAUGUGUUGGCAGAAAAGGUAGCAGGGACGGAUUAUCAGAGCUGGGUGUCUGAAAAUAUCCUGCAACCUCUGGGAAUGGAGGACACCAACUUCGAAAUCAUCCCAGAGAUUGAGAGCCAGAUGGCAAUAGGUGUUUAUACAAAUGGGCAGCCUGCACCCCUCUAUGAUCUUGACUGGUACAGACCAUCAGGACAAAUGUACUCCACACCUGCCGAUAUGGCCAAACUGGUGAUGAUGCUUUUGGGUGCUUACUAUCGACAGGUUCUACAGCCUGACACCCUCAAAACCAUGUUGACACCUCUGUUCCGCUGUGAAAGCAGUUACUUUGCAAAUCAAACGGGCACACCUUGGGAGGUAAAUGAACAGUUGGGAUAUGACAUCAUCCGCAAAGAUGGAGAUCUAGAUGGUUAUUCAGCCACUAUCUCCCUUGUUCCACGCCUGAAGCUGGGGUUGGUCAUUCUUAUGGCUGGGAACAAACCUGAGGGUGAGGACCUUGUGGCCAAGGCCUACAGUUAUCUAAUCCCUGCCAUGGAAAGUGCCUUCAGAAAUGCACCUCAUGUUCUCAUCCCUCCUCCAGACCCAAUUCCCUAUGUAGGGUACUUUACAUAUAACAACAUAACAUUCUAUGAGAUCAAAGCUGGCACAGGUGGAGUGCUGACAAUGGAGCAGUUUGGACCACAAGUGGACAACAUGGUCCCUAUGAAAUAUAGAACUUUGAAGCUGAGUUAUUUGGAGGAUAGGGUGUUUAGAGUGAAGUUUGAGAAGCAGUACCCUUGUCAACUGAAAGUUAAUGCUGCCUCUGUGUCUCUUGAAUCCCAGGACAGGCAGCACUUUAACUUUUACACCUUCAGCAAAAACGGUCUUUCGCCAGGUUUUGAUGUACCAGGGCUAAACACUUAUAAAGUUGUACGGAUACCUCACAAACCAAUUUUUACUGGUUAGUUGGCUAACUCUUGGAUUGGAUUUCAUAAGAAUAAAAGGUGCUACCUUUGAUGAAAGCUUCAAAUUCAGAGAAACUUUAUGUAUGUGGACAGCUUACCAUUUUCAGAAAACGAUCUAAAAGCGUAUGCCUCAAGAUAAGAGCAGAAAAGUUUACAAAUUACUUACUUUUUUGUUAUUUGUGUUUUGUUAUUUUUAUUGCAUUGUUGUUUUUUAUAUUGUUCAUAG
Xyrauchen texanus (razorback sucker) is the source of this 2133-nucleotide messenger RNA. Its product is annotated as putative beta-lactamase-like 1. The coding region runs from base 205 to 1908 and encodes 567 amino acids. Lineage: Eukaryota; Metazoa; Chordata; Actinopteri; Cypriniformes; Catostomidae. The transcript is spliced from 7 exons. The record is from RefSeq and is a predicted model, not a curated record.